CUAACAUGGACAGCUUAUGCAGCAGGAAAUAUGGUGCAACUGCGACCAGCUACUGAAAGCCAAGAAGCUAUUGUUAGCUACCUGCCACUAAGUCAUAUUGCUGCGCAAAUGAUCGAUAUCUGGCUGUCCAUAAUGUUUGGAGGCACCACUUAUUUUGCACAACCUGAUGCACUGAAGGGCUCUUUGGUGACCACAAUGAGGGAGGUCCGUCCUACAGCAUUUAUGGGCGUGCCUCGUGUGUGGGAGAAGAUGCAAGAGAAAAUGAAAACUGUAGGAGCAAAAUCCUCGACUGUUAGGAGGAAAGUUGCCUCCUGGGCAAAAGAUGUUGGUUUAAAAACCAAUUUAAAUCGCAUGCAUGGAAAUAAUGCUGUUUCACUUAACUUCCGAGUGGCCAAUGAGCUAGUGUUUAAAAAGGUUCGCAAUGCUUUGGGAUUGACUCGUUGCACAAAAUGUUACACAGGAGCAGCUCCAAUAACCAAAGACACGCUGGAGUUCUUCCUUAGUCUCAACAUCCCUGUAUACGAGUUAUAUGGAAUGAGUGAAAGCUCAGGACCACACACCAUUUCCGUACCUGAUGCCUUCAGACUUUCAAGUUGUGGAAAGGUGAUGACAGGCUGCAGAACAAAAAUCUUCAAUCCUGAUGAUGAUGGCUGUGGCGAGAUCUGUUUCUGGGGCCGGCAUGUGUUCAUGGGAUAUCUGCACAUGGAUGAUAAGACACCUGAAGCAGUUGAUGAGGAUGGUUGGCUACACUCAGGAGAUCUGGGGAAACAUGAUGAGAAUGGAUUUCUAUAUAUCACAGGAAGAAUUAAAGAGUUGAUUAUCACUGCUGGUGGGGAAAACAUACCACCAAUUCCCAUCGAAGAUGCUGUAAAGGAACGUUUACCAAUCAUCAGCAAUGUCAUGCUGAUAGGAGACAAACGCAAAUUCCUAUCGAUGUUAUUAACACUAAAGUGCAAUGUAAACAGCGAUACUGGUGAGCCACAGGAUGAUCUGUCAGAAGCAGCAAUUCAGUUCUGCCAAAGGAUGGGCAGCAAAGCCACAAAGGCAUCAGAAAUCAUAGCCAGCAAAGAUGUUUCCAUAUACAGUGCCAUACAAGAAUGCAUCAACCAUGUGAAUGAAAAGGCUACAUCUAAUGCACAGCGAAUUCAGAAGUGGCUUCUUUUAGAAAAGGACUUCUCCAUUCCAGGAGGAGAACUAGGUCCAACAAUGAAACUGAAAAGGCCUGUUGUGUUGAAGAUGUAUAGUGACCAAAUCGAUGACUUGUACAAGGAUGCAGUAACUCCAAUCACUCCAGAUAAUCCACUUACAGCAAAUUAGACUUCAUUGUUACUACAGCAGUGAUUCACCAGCUGGAUUUGUACAUUGUUUGUCUAUAAUUUUGUUUUGCAAUGUUAACAUCAACUUUUGCAUUUCUACAUAUGUCUCAAAUAAAUGUUCAUGUUUCACAAUUGUUUUAACAAUUGUUAGAACAAGUGCUUUUUAUUAUAAAAUGCUUAGUGCAGGCAUUGUGCCAGCAUUGCAUAUGUGCUAGUUUGAAAAGUUAUUUUUCCAUACUUAAAUGUAUGCGCAUAUAGGUGAUUAAUCCAACUUUUGGUAUUUGACUUCCUAAGGUGGGAUUAUGCUGAAAUGUAGUAAACAUGAAGGGCCAGCAGCAACAAUUCUGUUUAGAGUGAUGUCACUUGGAUACAGAAUAAAAUGUUUACAAAAUCUGUGACAAAUGGCAGAUAUUCUGCUAUACAUGAUUACAGUCUCCAAAGAAGUGAUCACAUAUUUUAUAGUUUAAUUAAACCGUAUGUAGAGAUUAUUAUUCCAAGAUUUCCAUUCCUUUAAUUUUUGUACAGCAUCCCCAAAAAUUAUUUAAACAUGUCAUAUUAUUUCUUUGUUUUUAGGGCUAUUUAUUGUUCUUAAAGUAAAAUUGACAAAAUAUAUUUUUGUUUCAAAUGUACAUUUUGUAGAAGAAUUGUACAGCCCCAUUUGGAUCAGCCAAAUAAAAAAAAAUUGUUUUUAUAAAUGAAAAGUCACAAUAUAAUGUGGCAGUGCUUUAAAUUUUGUAGAAUCAUAGACUUUUACAGCACAGGAGUGUAUGCUAGCUAUCUGAAAGAAAAGAUCAGAUUCUUUCUCAGCUAUUCAUCCCCUUUGAAAAGUUACUGGAUUCUCCUUUCACUGUGGUUCUACUUGGCUACUCUCUGACACAACCAUACCCUGUAUAAUAGAUUUAUUUUUUGGUCUUUUUUAAAAUCAGUUUAAAUUUAUGCUUUAUGCCCUUUUUGACCAACCAUUAGAAUAGAAAUGUUAGUGAUUCUACAGCAGUAAGGGCCAUGGUAUCAUCUGGUUCUGCUCACAACCAAAACCUUUUUUCAUUUACUUUGAAAGAAGGGUGCCAAAGAUUUACAUAUUUUUCAUUUCUGCUUUUUAAAUUCUGAAACCAAAACCCUACGUUCAGGGAUUUUUACAGUUAUAUGUAACUUGAUCUCUUCGAAUAUUCAAGUAAACUUGUAUUUCUGCACUCCAACUUUUACAUGAAGUCAUUCUGCCCAAUUUAUCUUCAGCCUCCUGAAAUUGUUCACUGUCACUUUUGUUGUUAAAUGCUGUGUGCAAAUUUUGUAUCCUCUACACCUACGUUCAGAUCAUGUAAAUGUCACUGCUCAACUUGUUUCACUUCUCCAACCAGCACAAGUUUUUUUGUUUUUUAUUAUACUGAUACAUUAUCUCCAGUACAGUUGCCAUCAUCCUGCCAUCCCAUAGGACUGCACUCCCUUCAGAGAGAGAGAGAGACACGACUCAUACUGACUUAAUCCAGGGUCACCAUAUCUCGGGCGAAGGGAGAGGUUGCGAAGUAGAAUCCUUCCUGGUAAUCUCUCUGGCAUCACUGCACCACAGACCAGUUGUCCAGUCAACUGAGCUAACCUAUCUCAAAGACAAUACACCUUAAUUUCUACUUUUAUUUGUAAGUGCUCCAUAUUUCCAGAAAGAUGACUUUUCUGCUACAAUCAAUGUUGGUUACCCUUGACUCAAUCCAUGUCUUUUUACCAUUUUAACUUUGGAUAAAGUUUGAUUUCCACAAGCUUUAUCCACUCUUAUGUGUUUAUAGUUAAUGAUUUAUUCUUUUUCCUCUUUCUCAAUGUUACUGUUCUCCAGUACUUUAAUAUCCAUAUCCAAGGGUGUUUGAAAGAUUGUGUUCAAAGAAUGUGAUGCACUGAGCAAUAUUUAAUUCCUGUAACAUACUAAAAGGGAGAUAGUGAGAGAUUGGCCAGGGGUAUGCUGGAAUAGAUUAACAGGUAACAAAGGCAUAGAAAUUAGGUUACAGUUGCUAGCUUCAGUUGAACAGCUAAGAUCAGACAUAAAUGCAUUGGACUACAAAGGACUCCUAUGAUGUAAUUUCCAGAAUACCAUGUGUAAAAAGUACCUAAAAAUGAAAUGCUGGGACUAAAUUUUCAAAACCUUAAUUAUUGUACAUGUUUAUUUGCAACACUUAUAAUUUUGUAAGUAUGAAUUAAACCAGUUUUGAACUUUUCAGAAAUAAUGCCAACUUUGUGAAGGGGAAUGGUAUUAACCAGAGAAAAAGCAACCCAUUAGCCAUCCCAAGAUUCCUUUGGCUGCAGGGAAUAGCAUUUUGGCAGUAACUUGAUUAGGCUAUAAAACAUGGUAAAACUGGCACCUUAAUAUUCUAUGAAUGAUCUAUACAGUGGUUUUACUAGCAGUUGUUCUACAUAAAGUAUUAUGUUUUUCUUAUUGAAUUAUGAAAUGAAAAAUUUUGACUUGGUUUUCUCACCAAUUGGGAAAAUAAUAGGAAAGCAUUAUUUCUCAAUAGUAAUGUACCACAUCCAUUGUAUGCAAGAUGCCAGUUUAUAAGCUGAACACAAUCCUCAUGCAGUAUCCAACAUGGCAACAUGUCACCUGAAGUUUGUAAACAUUGCCCAAUUAACAUUUCUUCUACAUUAUCAUUUGAAAGAAUACUUCAUUGAUCUUGUUACCAGUUGUCACCCAACAUCUUAAUAUAUUUGCAACCAAUCACUACGUUAAAAAUCCUUAAAGUGUAAUUACUGCUAUUUACCACGAAUGAUAACACCCAGACUGUAUUCAGUGUAAAUAUGGAUACUGUAAUGUUUUAUUCUAUUGCUGCAGACUGUAAAUUUUGCAUGAACAUGUAAUAUGCAAUGUUGAACAAUUGCGUACUUCAAAUAAAGUUGUGAAACCAGUAA
Messenger RNA from Rhincodon typus (whale shark), 4202 nucleotides. Its product is annotated as long-chain-fatty-acid--CoA ligase ACSBG2-like. The annotation marks the transcript as partial. The transcript has 7 exons. NCBI's taxonomy places the organism in Eukaryota, Metazoa, Chordata, Chondrichthyes, Orectolobiformes, Rhincodontidae. Gene Ontology annotation, molecular function: long-chain fatty acid-CoA ligase activity. Gene Ontology annotation, cellular component: membrane; endoplasmic reticulum. The record is from RefSeq and is a predicted model, not a curated record.